Penicillium atrosanguineum is the source of this 213-nucleotide messenger RNA. RefSeq lists its product as uncharacterized. The transcript has 2 exons. The record is from RefSeq and is a predicted model, not a curated record. The coding region runs from base 1 to 213 and encodes 70 amino acids. NCBI's taxonomy places the organism in Eukaryota, Fungi, Ascomycota, Eurotiomycetes, Eurotiales, Aspergillaceae.
AUGCCUGCUACUGACGCGCUUGCACCGCCGUGCACCCCCGCUGAACGGGCGAUUGUGAAGUCUUAUGGUGGAUGGACUCAGUUCAUGCAUUGCUUCGGCCUGAAGCCCUGGGAGACGGAUGAUAUUGAAGAGGCAAAGAGGAUCUUGGUUGCUUUUACCCAGGACGACGAGGAAAGAAUGGCGUCUGCUCAAUCUGAUGAAGAGGUCAGGUGA